Molecule: messenger RNA, 489 nt
Organism: Saccostrea echinata
Lineage: Eukaryota; Metazoa; Mollusca; Bivalvia; Ostreida; Ostreidae
Product: neo-calmodulin-like
Exons: 5
Coding region: 1-471 (156 amino acids)
Molecular function (GO): enzyme regulator activity; calcium ion binding
Source: RefSeq, a predicted model, not a curated record
AUGGAGGAGAAAACGGAUAAUUUUGCUCACGAGGUCUACAAAGAUGCUUUCUAUGAGGCUGAUGAGGAUGGGGAUGGUUUUCUAUCCGAGCGUGAACUAGGGAUCGCCUUACGAAAACUAGGUCACAAUCCAAGUGAAGUGGAAAUCCGUGACCUUAUUUUGACUGUUGAUGAGGAUGAAAAUGGUCAUUUGGACAUGAAUGAGUUCAUGAACUUGAUGACAUUGAAGACAGCUGCUGUUGGAGAGGUCAACGACAUGUUUAAAACAUUUGAUGUGGACAAAAACGGUUUUAUCGACUGGAAGGAACUAAAGAUGGGGAUGGAGAACCUAGUGGGACAUGAGCUGGACGAUUCAGAUAUUGAUGAGAUGAUGGAGGAAGCUGAUUUAGACGGGGAUGGAAGAAUUAAUUACGCAGAGUUUGAACGUAUGAUGCAGAAGAACUUUGACACAGAGAAUGAUGAAGAGGUGUAAAGAAAACCUAGGGCCAAU